AUUAUAUGAAGCACUGCACAUUUUCACUUCAGUUCAUUCAUGUUCAUUGGUGUUUUUUUUUUUUUAUUGUUGGAUCUUUUGCGUUUGAUUUUGCCGGACAAUUAUAUUAGAAAAAAAACCACGAGGAGUGUGUGUGUGCUUGAGUUUAUAUUUUUUUUUUUUUGGUUCUUUCGUUGUUUCAUGUUCACACAAUUACCCCUGAAUACAUUAUCAACGAUAAUUAAUAAAAAUCGAUUUUCUUUGCCAUUUUCCAUAACAUUCGUAUUGUUUGAUUUCGAAUCUUUUUGUCACCUGCUUUUUUCUAAAACAACCAUUUGCCUAGCUCAUUAUAAUUUUACAUCGUAUUCAUAUAGCAAACAUAAAAUAACCAUUUUUUCCAUUCAUCAUGACUUCGAUACCAGCACCAUUAAAAUGGGCCCAACGUAAAGAUUUGGUUUAUUUGAAUUUUCAAGUUCAAGAUGUAGUCAAUCCUGAAGUGGUGGUUGAAAAGGAUAAAAUCAUCUAUAGAGCGGAAACCAAAGAUAAACAGAAAUAUGAAUCCAUAUUGAAUUUGUAUGGUGAAAUUAAACCAGAGGAAUCAAAAUGGAUCAAUCGAGAUCGUGGUGCGGAAUUCGUAUUGAUCAAAACUGAAUCCGGACCAUAUUGGAAACGUUUGUUGAAAGAAGAUACUAAAUAUCAUUGGCUCAAAGUUGAUUUUAAUCGAUGGAAAGAUGAAGAUGAAAGUGAUGAUGAAGCUGGUGGUGGUGGUACAAAUUUCGAAGAUAUGAUGAGACAAAUGGGAGGUCUAGGAGGUGGUAUGGGCGGUAUGCCAGGAAUGGGUGGAAUGGGCAUGCCAGGAAUGGGUGGAAUGGGUAUGCCAGGCAUGGGUGGAAUGGGUAUGCCAGGCAUGGGCGGAAAUUUCGACGAUCUAGAAGAUGAUGAAAAAGAUAGCGAUGAUGAAAAUAUUCCCGAUCUAGAAGAUGGUGAUGAUGCUAAAAAGAAUGGCGAUGAUAACAAAAAUUCUAAUAAAGAAUAGUGUUGAUGGCCAUUUACUAUUCACAUUUGAACCAGAAACAGUUAUAAUGUCCUUUCUAUUCCUUGUUUUUUUUUCUUUCGUAAUACCACUAUGGAAAAAACAAAUGACACUGAAUCAAUGUUUCAUAUUCAUUUUCAAAUAUUCUGUCAUUCUUUUUUUUAAAUUUAAAACAAAACAAAAAAAAACUACCCACAAUUAUAAACCUAGAUACACUUACCCACACAUAUAUACACACACACACAUAAACCCUAAAAUCAGAAAACACCUUUUUUCAUAUACCUUUUUAAUUUGCAAUUUCCU
Dermatophagoides farinae (American house dust mite) is the source of this 1315-nucleotide messenger RNA. It is a transcript of the gene p23, whose product is annotated as cytosolic prostaglandin E synthase. Gene Ontology annotation, cellular component: nucleus; cytosol. Gene Ontology annotation, biological process: protein folding; chaperone-mediated protein complex assembly. The record is from RefSeq and is a predicted model, not a curated record. Lineage: Eukaryota; Metazoa; Arthropoda; Arachnida; Sarcoptiformes; Pyroglyphidae. Gene Ontology annotation, molecular function: protein-folding chaperone binding; Hsp90 protein binding.